Columba livia (rock pigeon) is the source of this 1497-nucleotide messenger RNA. It is a transcript of the gene HEXIM1, whose product is annotated as HEXIM P-TEFb complex subunit 1. Gene Ontology annotation, molecular function: 7SK snRNA binding; cyclin-dependent protein serine/threonine kinase inhibitor activity. The transcript has a single exon. Gene Ontology annotation, biological process: negative regulation of cyclin-dependent protein serine/threonine kinase activity; negative regulation of transcription by RNA polymerase II. The coding region runs from base 258 to 1172 and encodes 304 amino acids. The record is from RefSeq and is a predicted model, not a curated record. Gene Ontology annotation, cellular component: nucleoplasm; cytoplasm; nucleus. NCBI's taxonomy places the organism in Eukaryota, Metazoa, Chordata, Aves, Columbiformes, Columbidae.
CGGCAGUUGGGAGCAGGCGGCGGCGGCGGCGGGUGGCAGCGCGGGGAGGGGCGCGGCGGAGGGAGGCGGUGGCGGCGCGUGCCAUGCGCGCGGGGGGGCGGGCCCGGCGGCGUUAACCCCUCGGCGACCGGUAGCGGUGACCCCCGGGGCCUCGGCCCCGCGACAUGGCCCGGGCGGCCUGAGGGGCAGGGGAGGGACGGGGGCGGCCCCAUGCGGCGCCGGUAGCGGCUGUGCCCGAGGGAACGGAGCAGAGCGCUAUGGCCGACGCGGCCCCCGCUGAGCCGGGGCCGGAGCCCCAGUGCGAACCGGAGCCCCGCUGCGAGCCCGAGCCGCCGCCGGAGCCCCAGCCCGAAGCGGAGCCCGAGCGCGGCGACACGCCCGGGGAGGCCGAGCGGCUGCCGCCCCCCGGGGCGGAGGAGGCGGCGGCAGCGGAGGGCGCGGAGGGGCGGCCGGCGGCGGGCGGAGCGGCGGGUCCCGGCCUGGGCCCGCGGUACCGGGCGGCGGUUGGUCGCAGCGAGCGGUGGCCGGUGAAGAAGAAGCACCGGCGGCGGCCGUCGAAGAAGAAGCGGCGCUGGAAGCCCUACUCGAAGCUGAGCUGGGAGGAGAAGCAGGAGCUGGACGAGCGGCAGAGCCACCGCGCGUCCCGGCUGCGGGCCGAGAUGUUCGCCAAGGGGCAGCCGGUGGCCCCGUACAACACCACGCAGUUCCUCAUGGAGGACCACGACCAGGAGGAGCCCGACCUCAAAACCGGGCUGUACCCGCGGCGAGCGGCCGCCAAGUCGGACGACACGAGCGAGGAGGAUUUCCUGGAGGAGGCGGCCGAGGAGGACGGGGGCAGCGACGGGAUGGGGGGCGACGGCAGCGAGUUUCUGCAGAGGGACUUCUCGGAGACCUACGAGCGGUACCAUGUGGAGAGUCUGCAGAACAUGAGCAAGCAGGAGCUGGUCAAGGAGUACCUGGAGCUGGAGAAGUGUCUGUCCCGCAUGGAGGAGGAGAACAACCGCCUGAGGAUGGAGAGCAAAAAACACGGGGGGGACCCGGCGGAGGCGACGCGGGUGCGGCAGCUGGAGCUGGAGGUGGACAGGUUGAGAGCGGAGAACCUGCAGCUGCUGCGGGAGAUGGACCUGGCCCGGCAGGACCAGGACAAGGACCCCUGCGAGCUGGGGGAGUGACACUGGGGGACACACACACACGACUUUUUACAUUUGCGGGGGGGGGGGCGUGACAUGGAGCUGUACAGAGACGCCGCGGACCCUUUUUAACGGGAAUAAAGGGGAGCGGGGGCCCUGGCGGGGCUCCCCAACUCUUGAGGGGGCUGUGACGGGGUGGGGGGGGUUGAUGUAUUGGUGAUAUUUGAUUUAUGAUUUUAUUAUUUUUGUGUCUAAACCAAAAAAAAAAAAAGGAAAAAAAAUCCCUGGGAAAGCUGUAAAUUGGCCAAAACUGACUAUAAAAAAAAAAAUAUAGAGGUCUAAUAAAUUUAAUUACUUGUAACUGUAA